CUGUAGAAUUGCGCGCGACACCCCGAGGCACGAAGCCCCUCGCCCCUCCCCAUACCCCCAACGUCACCGCACUCCACUCCUUUUUCUCUCGCUCUCCUCCUGAACGCUCAGAGCACGAGUUUCUGUCAAUCGAAAAUGCGAACCAGAAACCAGUCCAGGAGACUCCAUCAAUCCACCGGUGAGCAAGAAUCAACUAAACAUCAUCGUGAAUCAGAGAACAUCAAUGAUAAUGAAACUCUUGCAAAUGUAUCUCGAGAUGCUGUGGGGAAACUCUUGAAAAGAGUUAAAAGGGGGUUUAAUAAAGAAGAUAGUAGUUACCUACGUCGAUGUGAUUCAGUAGCCAAGCCACAGAGAGAACAGAAAGGGAAUGAUGACAAAUCUACAGGUACUGCAGCAGCAAGUGAUACGAGAGAAACUGAAUCUUGUAGUAGAGAUGCAAUUGAUAAUAUUCCAUCAGAAGUGAAAGUUGAGGACGGUAAGUAUUCUAAGCAAGAAAAUGAGGAUGAAAUUGAUGAUCCUGAUUGGGAGGAUGGAUCAAUUCCAGCAUCACAUUCCACAGAAAAUAAUCAAGAAGAAUUGAUCAAUGGAAUGACUGUUGAGUUUGAUGUUUCACCUGGCUCUGCAAAGCAGAAGGCAGUAAGACGGGCGACUGCUGAAGAGAAGGAAGUGGCUGAGCUUGUCCACAAGGCUCAUUUGCUUUGUCUACUAGGGAGGGGAAGGUUGAUUGAUAGCGCUUGUAAUGAUACCCUCAUUCAGGCUUCUCUACUUUCUCUCCUGCCCACGGACUUGCUGAAGAUGACAGAGAUACCAGUACUUACCGCUACCUGUUUGACUCCAAUUGUCCGUUGGUUUCACAAUAAUUUCCAUGUUAGAAGUCCAAGUGAUGCUGAGAAGUCAUGUCAUUUAGCAUUAGCAUCUGCUUUGGAGACUCGAGAGGGGACAGCAGAAGAGGUUGCAGCAUUAUCUGUGGCACUAUUUAGGGCGAUGAAUCUCACAACUCGGUUUGUCUCCAUUUUAGAUGUGGCCUCCAUGAAGCCCGAUGCUUACAAAUGUUCAUCCACAAAUAGUGGUGUAAGCAAGGGGGGUAAAGGUAUAUUUAACUCAUCAACUCUGAUGGUGGCUGGACCAAGCUGUUUGUUUGAUUCUCCUUCGAAGUUAUCAUCAUUUGAUGACAUGCAGAAGGGUAGUCAAUGUCCUGUAAGAGGUUCUGGUGAAAGCAUGGCAGAGAAAUCAAUGAAGCAUGAAUUCCAGUCCCAUGGUAUUUUUGUCACUGACAAGUCCACAGAUGGAAAAUCAGACUCGUUUACUGAGGCCGGAACUGCUGCUUCUGUUCCAGACCUAAUGGAAUCUGAGGGAUUGAAGAGAAAAGGAGAUCUUGAAUUUGAGAUGCAGUUGAAAAUCGCGCUCUCUGCCACUGCAAUUGAAAGUUCUAAAAGCACCAUGGCUCCCAGUGUGGUGGAUUCACCUAGCAAUUCUUCAACUAUCACUCCCCCUUAUAAAAGAAUGAAGAAAAUUAUGACAGAAGGUUCUUCAUCUUCGUCAAAUGGAAUAUCUACGUCAAUUGGAUCAAAAAAGGUGGGAGCCCCACUUUAUUGGGCCGAAGUUUUCUGUAAUGGAGAGAACUUGACGGGAAAAUGGGUGCAUGUGGAUGCUGUCAAUGCUAUUAUUGAUGGAGAGCAGAAAGUAGAAGCUGCAGCUUCUGCAUGCAAAAAAUCUUUGAGAUAUGUAGUUGCUUUUGCUGGACAUGGAGCUAAGGAUGUGACACGCAGGUUUCAAAUUUUUGAUCUUAUAUUUGCCAUGUUAUUCUGGUAUUGUACAAAAUGGUACAAGAUAGCAUCACAACGAAUCAAUUCAACAUGGUGGGAUAGAGUAUUGGCACCAUUGAAGGAGUUGGAGUCAGGAGCAACUAGUGGAGUCAUCAACUUAGAACAGGAAGCUUCAGUUGGUGAGGAGAUGGAAGCAUUGCGAGGAGCAGACCAAUCAGGUCGGGAGUGCCUUUUGAAAACUAAACAAUUAUGUGGAGAAUCAGAAGAGUGUAGUGACAAGGCUGCGGUGUCUUUGAUGAAGAACUCUGUAGAAGCUUCCAGAAGCUCACUUGAAGAUAUGGAAUUGGAAACUAGAGCACUGACUGAACCACUUCCUACCAAUCAACAAGCCUACAAAAAUCAUCACUUGUAUGCAAUUGAAAGAUGGCUUAAGAAGUAUGAGAUUAUGUAUCCUAAGGGACCCGUGUUGGGUUUUUGUUCUGGUCAUCCUGUGUAUCCUCGAACUUGUGUCCAAACACUUCAUACAAAAGAAAGAUGGCUGCGCGAGGGGUUGCAAGUGAAAGUUGAUGAACUUCCUGCUAAGGUUCUGAAGCGCUCUCUUAAUCGUAGUAAAGAACAAGCUCAUGUAGAUGAUGAGUAUUCUGAGGUCGAUCCUGAAGGAACCGUUUCCCUCUAUGGAAAGUGGCAGACAAAAAAAUUGUGCCUUCCUCAAGCCAUCAAUGGGAUUGUUCCUAAGAACGAACGUGGCCGUGUGGAUGUGUGGUCUGAGAAGUGCCUUCCACCAGGCACCGUCCACUUGCGGUUGCCGAGGGUGGGUCUUGUGGCCAAGAGGCUGGAUAUCGACUAUGCACCUGCUAUGGUUGGAUUUGAAUUCAGAAAUGGCCGGUCAUUCCCAGUAGUUGAGGGUAUUGUUGUUUGUGCUGAGUACAAGGAUGCUAUUCUAGAGGCAUAUGCAGAAGAAGAAGAGAGAAGAAUGGCAGAAGAGAAAAGGAGGAAUGAAGCACUAGCUCUUUCUAGGUGGUAUCAACUUCUUUCUUCCAUCAUUACUCGGCAAAGGUUGAAGAACUGCUACGGGGAUGGGGAUUCAUCACAGCCCUCCAUUGACAUCCCAAUUCCGAAUAAUAAAUCCUGUAUACCUCCCAGUCGUACCAACCAAAAGAACGUGUCUCCCAGAUGCCAUCAAGUUAACACACCAGAUGAAAAACAUAAUGCCCCUGCAACUGUACCUACACAAAAUCACGAACAUGAAUUUAUCAUGGAUGAUCAGACUUUUGAUGAAGAGAGUUCAUUACGAGUGAAGAAAUGUUGGUGUGGAUUCUCAAUACAGUUUGAGGAGUUAUAGAACCUUUCCCCAAAUAGUUCUGUUAUUUUUUGAUGUUGUAUAUGUUACUUCAUACUAACCCAAUGGAGCAUAAAAUGUCACUCUUGAUUUCAUUUGUGCUCUUCUUAGCCAUUUGCCAUUUUAAUUUACGUGUUUUUGUUCGUGCC
Messenger RNA from Olea europaea var. sylvestris, 3254 nucleotides. RefSeq names its product DNA repair protein RAD4. Lineage: Eukaryota; Viridiplantae; Streptophyta; Magnoliopsida; Lamiales; Oleaceae. Gene Ontology annotation, molecular function: damaged DNA binding; single-stranded DNA binding. The record is from RefSeq and is a predicted model, not a curated record. Gene Ontology annotation, biological process: nucleotide-excision repair; mismatch repair. Gene Ontology annotation, cellular component: nucleus; cytoplasm; nucleotide-excision repair factor 2 complex. The coding region runs from base 136 to 3108 and encodes 990 amino acids. The transcript is spliced from 14 exons.